AUGCAAAAUUUCCAUGACUUCUUGAAUAAAUUGAGAAAUUACUAAGAAAUAGACAUUCCUUGUUAUUAUAGAAAUCAAUUUAAAACCAAGGAAAGCCUAAUCAAUCCUAAUUUUUAUGAAAUUUCAGAAAAGCUUUUAACCCAAAAUUACCACAAAUUAAAUAAAAAAUGGGACUAAUAGUGUAAAUAGUCAUUCAUUUUGGCUAUGAUCAAGUAUUUUCAGAUGAAAAAUAAAAAAACUAUCAAUCCCACAUCUGAAGAAUGGAAAGAAUUAACAAGUAUUUUCGGAUAAGAGGAAUAAACCUUAAAAUAAAGAUGGAUAACAUUAAUAACCCCAAUGGCCAAAAGUCUAAUUUGGGAAAAAGAAGAGGACGACAUCAUAAAGUCAUAGAUGAAUGUUAAGCAAGGGAAACAUAUAUGGACUGAAAUAGCAUUGGAAUUAUAUAAUCACAACAAUGGUCUCUACGUUAGAACUCCAAAACAAGUCAGAGAAAGGUGGAUGAAUUAUUUAAAUCCUAUUUUGAAAAAGUCAAGCUGGACAGAUAGAGAAGAUCAUUAAUUAUUAUCUUUAGCAAUUGAGAAUGGCAAAAGGUGGUCGAUGAUCUCAAAAUAUUUAGAUGGUAGAACCGAAAAUUAAGUGAAAAAUAGAUAUAAAAGUUUACUUCAUAGAAUAUAUUAAGAAUAAGAUGAUGAUGAUAUUGAUGAACUUAUUGCAGUUAAGUAAUAUAUCUCAAAAAGACCACUAAGGAGCCCAGAUCAUAAAAGCAAAUAAGACAGUAAUUUAAUGGAAACUUCUAAAGACAAAAUUCAGAAAACCAUCCCUCAUAAAGAGGAAAAAUAAGAAUUGAAGGAAGAUAUUCUUAUUUAAUCAAAAAAAGUUAAAAUUGAUACUGAAAAACUUGACUAGAAUGCAAUAAACUAAGAAAAUCAAUAUAUCUACUUACUUUAAUAAGUCAAGAAUUAAUUUUGCUAUUCAACCUAAGGAAAUUGUGAUACAUAAAGCUUAGGGAAUAGGAGCAGUUUAUCUGAUUUUAAUUAUCUUGGAAGCUUUAAGGUGCAAGAAAUUAACAACAGCUGUAAUGAGUAAAAUAAAAUCUCAACUUAAAUAUUUUCUGACUCAUUCUAAAAUUUAGAAUAACCUUAAUUAAGCUUAUCGAACAGUAAAAUAAAAGAACAGACUAAUGAGUAAGACUCAAACAAUGUUUAUUAAUCAAUUGGUGUUGGGAUUAAUGUGCAUUAGUGUUGUAAAGAUUAAUUUCCUAAUCUAUUUGAAUUCAAUCAAUCAGCAUCUAUUGUCCAUACUCCUUUAUAUUUUAAUAAUUCUUAGUCUAUAGGAAAAUCUCCUCUUCUGAGUCCAUUGCAAUCUCCAUAAUUAUGUAUUUAUUAAUAAGAACUAAUUUUGGAACAAGAUCAAUCGGAUAACCAAUUUUAGUUUUUAAAUAAAAGUGAUCUGAUUUCAAAAUGGAAAAAUAAGAGAAAAUGUGAAUUGCAAAAUACCAAUGAUUGA
Paramecium tetraurelia is the source of this 1506-nucleotide messenger RNA. RefSeq lists its product as uncharacterized. Gene Ontology annotation, biological process: regulation of DNA-templated transcription. The record is from RefSeq and is a predicted model, not a curated record. The transcript has 6 exons. NCBI's taxonomy places the organism in Eukaryota, Ciliophora, Oligohymenophorea, Peniculida, Parameciidae. Gene Ontology annotation, cellular component: nucleus. Gene Ontology annotation, molecular function: RNA polymerase II cis-regulatory region sequence-specific DNA binding; DNA-binding transcription factor activity, RNA polymerase II-specific.